CUGCCAAAUCAAAAAUCUCCUGAGAAUUGUUUGAGCUUUUCCAUAGUUAGGGUUUUCUGGGUUAAAGACUACCAGGCCAAUUUCAACCCUAGGAUUAAAAGAGAGACAAAGCUAAAAGGUAGUGUUGUGGUGGGCUGUAAAAGGGCUAGCAAGGGCAGGUUUGUGCAUCACAAAGAACUCUCCCCAAAGAGUGUCAGUGCCUUGGCCAGGAUUUCUGAUCUUUUGCUAAGGUCAGCACACAGCUUAAAUUAGGACUAUCACUUGUAAGUGAUAAGGCCAGCUGGAGGUGUUUCCUGUGGAGGUUGAUAAGGGUUUGCAGUGGGAGGGAUUGGGAAAAACAAAGUUCUUGCUGUGAAGACAGUUAGUGUUAAAAGAGAUUGAACUGAGGAUAAAUAGUGUAACAGAUGCUUAGCUUUUGUUGUUGUUCGCUCUUUAGGAUUUUUCCCUGUGUCAUACCUACAUCUGUUUUUCAAAAUAGCUACAGUUUUCAAUGAAGGACUUGAAAUAACCUAGUGUUUUACAAAUCAGCAAUGGCCCUAUGAGACAAAUAUCUGUGCUUUGACAUGCUGAGAGCUAUUCUGCUUUUUUUCAUUGUGUGCAUUCUUCCAUCCUGACCCUGACUGUGAUCUCAGAGAGUUAACGUAUAGCAUAGAUUCCGUUGUAUAAGAAAAGAGCUUCAGCACCUUACUUUCGGUUUUAGUCAUUCUUGCAAAGAAUCAGGCUGCUUGUCAAGAGAUACUAAGAGCUGUGCAACAGGGAGUUUGAAAACUAGCGCUAGAGAUUUCACCUGAACUCCAAAAUAGGAUGGGAUUAGGACUCAUCAUGUACUUCUUGCCUUGAAAGAUAAUACUGUUUUAGAAUAAUUAUGGUACAAUUAUUAGAACAGUUUGUUAAGCUUUGUUAUUGGAACAACAAUGAAGAAACUGAACAAUGAAAGAAGUUUAUGAUCCUUAAUAGAAGCAGAUGGCUGAAUUUUGCCUCUAAAAACUAUAAAUAAUAUUUGUUUAUGUUGGAUAGAGAAGAAAAUUAUUUUCAGAAGCCAAUUCUGGAUACAGCAAUUCUUGUUACUGCUCCAAUACAGCAGUUAAAAUCUCUGUCAUGGAAAGGAAACAACGUUAAAGUUCCUGUUUGUUUUUGUUUGCAGUUGUCUGAAACUUCUUUAGAGCUGAAAUACUCCAGAUUUACAUACUAUCUGAAGUUAUUGCAGAGCAGUGCUGCGCAGAGCCAAGGACAUUACAGCUUCUGGUUCUGUCCUGCCAGUGAGGGGCUUUGGGGCACAAGGAGCUGGGAGGGAACAGAACCAGGACAGCUGACCUAAACUAGCCAAAGGGAUGUUCCUUACCAUUUGGCGUCAUGUGGAAUAAUAAAACCAGGGAGAAUUGGUCAGGAGGAGUGUUGCAGUGUUGGGACUGUCUAGGCAUCCGUCAUCUGGUGGGCAUGGCAUCAAGCGCCCAGGAGGAUCUGAAGCAGAGUGGCUCUGUGGCAGUGGGCAAUGCAAGGCAGCUACAGCAGGCAAGGCCACGUCAAGCAGCAGAUAACCAGUGUCCCAUCUGCUUGGACAUCGUCUGCCAUGCUGCCCACGUGCCCACCUGCUUUCACUGCUUUUGCUUUAGCUGUAUCUGGCAGUGGGCUGCCAUGAAUGCUGUGUGCCCAAUCUGCAGGCAGCCUUUUGACCGCAUCUUGUGUGCAAUGCAAGCAGCUGGUGACUAUGAGCAGUACAUGCUCAGCCCAUUCACCCAGCGCCAGAGGCAUGCAGCCAGAGAGAGGGUGUGGAACAGAUCCCCACAGCGGCACUACAACCUGCGCCUGCGCCACAGCAGCAAUCGGCCCAUGGUAAGGAGAAGGGAGCGUACAGCGGGCCAGCAAGUGCUACAGGUCAACACAGCUGCAGCGCCCUCCAGCACCUCUGUGCCUGGCACCUUUAGAGAGCCAACCCUGCCGAAUGCUGUGCAGCGCCCAGCGAGCCCUGUGGAUGGGCAUCCCAGAAACUUCAGCAUGAUGCUGCUGCGUGCUCGGCUGCUGCAUUUCCUUGACUUACAAUAAACAGCCAUAAGCACUUCAAAGAACAACUGUCUGCAGGAAAUGUUUUCUAGCUCUAUCUCAGCAAUGUACUUCUUGGAGUGUGUUGUGAUUUUGUUUCCCAGAAUUGCUGCAGCAGAGCUUGUUUUGCUCUUCUGCUCCCAGCCUCCCUUUUCUAAGCACUGGGAGAAUCACUGAGGCUUCUGAUCAUCAGCCAGGACACGUGUCCUGAAGACCUGCUAAUGCAGAUGUUGUAAAGAAUAGCCAUGCUAGCAGCCCUGUCCCUGGAUCCCUGGAGCUUUCCAGGAGCAGGCAGGAGGAAGCCCCAGGCCUCCUAGCAUACAGCUAGACAAACACAUAAUGCAGUGGAUGAACAAUUGGCCGAUGGAUCAAGCUCAAAGGAUGUUACAUCAGGCUGGCAGUCAGUCACUAGAGGGGUUCCCCAGUGCUCCAUUUUAUGGGCAGUUCUGUUUGAUGUUUCCAUAAAUGUCCUGGAUGCAAGAAUUGAAGAUAUACUGGGUAAGUUUGCAGAUGGCACUGAAUUGGGAGGAACUGUUGACUCUUGAGGGUAGAGGAGUCCUGCAGAGUUCUUGAUAGAUUGGAGGGCUAGGAAAUCACCAGCCUCAUGAAGUUUAACUAGAGCAAGUGCUGGAUUCUGCAGCUGGAUUGGGGCAGCCCUGGCUGUACGUACUGACUGGGAAACAAGAGACUGCAGAGCAGUCCUGCAGAGAGCAGUCUGGGGGUUCUGGCUGUCUGCAAGUUGAUCAUGAGCCAGCAGUGUGCCUAGGCAGCCAAAAGGGUCAGCCAUACCCUGGAGUUCAUGAGAGGGAAGGGAUUGUCCUGCUCUGUUCUGUGCUGUGUGACCUCACCUCAAGAACUGUGCAGUUUUGGGUGCAUGUUGUGAUUUAACACUGGCAGGCAGAUGCUGAUCACUCACUCUACCCAGUUAGGAUGGGGGACAGAAGAGAAAAAGUGCAAGAAAUCAUGGGUUGAGAUAAAAGCAGAUUAUUACAUAAAGCAAAAGCAACACGUGAAAGCAAAACAAAACAAGGAAUAAAUUUGCUACUUCCUAUCAGCAGCAAGAUGUUCAGGCACUUCAAGGAAAGCAGGGCUCAUUAUGUGUAGCAAUUUCUUGGGAAGAAAAAUGCCAUCACUCCAAAUGUCUCCCUUUCUCUUUUUCUCCAGCUCUUACUGCUGAGCAGGAUGCUAUGUGGCAUAGAAUAUCCCUUUGGCCAGUUUAGGUCAGCUGUCCUGGCUGUGUCCCCUCUCAGCUCUUUGUGUACACCCAGCUUCUCACUGAUAGGGUGGCACAAGAAACUGAAUAGUCCUUGAUUCAGUGUAAGCACUGUUCUGCCACAACUGAAAACAUUGGUGUGUUAUCAGCACUAUUUUCAUCAAAAAUGAUCACAGCAAUGUAUCAGCUACUAUGAAGAAAAUUAACUCUAUCCCAGCCAAAACCAUGGCAGUGCUACAAUAUAAGAAGGAAAUAAAAUACUAGAGAGCCUCCAAAAGAGGGCUAUGAAGAUAGUGAAAGGUCUGGAGAGCAAGAUGUAUGAGGAGUGGCUGAGGCCCCUGGGUAUGUGCAGCCCAGAGCAGAGCAGCUGAGGGGA
This is a messenger RNA of Numida meleagris (helmeted guineafowl), 3629 nucleotides long. RefSeq names its product E3 ubiquitin-protein ligase Topors-like. The transcript is spliced from 3 exons. Gene Ontology annotation, biological process: protein monoubiquitination; protein polyubiquitination. Gene Ontology annotation, molecular function: ubiquitin protein ligase activity. The record is from RefSeq and is a predicted model, not a curated record. NCBI's taxonomy places the organism in Eukaryota, Metazoa, Chordata, Aves, Galliformes, Numididae. The coding region runs from base 1354 to 2043 and encodes 229 amino acids.